AUGUCUCACGCCCCAAAACGAGCCUGCGAUCAAUGUCACACACUGAAAGAAAAGUGCCGACGGCCGAGUGCAACAACCUCGUGCGAGCGAUGUGACCGAUUAAAUCAAACCUGCAAAACGACACGAAACGUCGCAAAACCCGGACGGAUACCACGCGUCGCAAGAAAACUAUCCUAUAAUCUUCCAACCAGCUUGGGCUCAGUUUCCCACAACGCAAAGACACUCGACCUAUUUUCAUCUCAAAACACACCCUAUCCCCGUUUAUACCUCCCGUUCGACAAAGGACUAUCCAGCAACCCAGCCCUGUUCCCGGAACUAGACCAGUCGGAAAGACACUUCCUCAAUCUGAUGAAAGACAUUGUCGCACCAUCUCCACUACACAAAUACCUAAUCGGGCCGAGCUUCCACGAGGAACACCACCAUUUGUUUGUGCAGAACCUGCUUCGACCCGCACCUACGCCUAUAUUGAAAGACGCCACACUCGCCUGUACUGCCGUGCUUCUCGGAGAGCAAUAUGGGCAAUACACCAAGACAAGUGUUGAAGUCGGACAUCGACGAGCGGCGCUGGCUGUUUCAGGGUUGCGGUCGUUGCAGAUAUACAAGGAGCAGGAUUUGGUCACUGCGCUUGUAGUUGGCGUGUCUAUGGUGACGUUUGCUAUGCAUGUUGCCGAUGGCCAGUCAUUUCUUAUAUCGCGUUAUACGUUGACGCUUGUCAAGCCCGCUUAUAGGACUCUCUUGGAUAUGGAUUCUGGUAUUAUGGAUUUCUUGAUGUGUUUGGUUAGUACGGAGACUUUUGAAUGUCUGCUGAAGUCUGAGUUGCCGACUAUCCGAAUCGGUGAACACGAUCGCCACAAUGUUGUUGAUCGGUAUCUUGGGCUUAGUUCGUCGCUUUUUGCUCAUUUCUAUGAUAUCUGUGAGGCUGGUCAUUUGAUAAAACUUACUGGUGGGAGAAUGGAUAGUGAGAUGGUGGAACGAUUGGACACGAUACAAGGCUCCCUGGCGCGAUGGCAACCAUCGCCAUCACCGGAAACUCUUGAAAGAUUUAUUCAGUCUGAGAUCGUUGGGAUGCUCGCUCAGGCUGAGAUCCUCCGUCUUGCGGCUUUACUUAUUGUACAUCGGAUACGUCAUCCCUCUAGGCAACGCGAUAAGGAAGCUCUGCAGCUAUCCAGCGCCAUUAUCGCGAAGAUCGAUAAGGUAUUACAAGAAACAGGGCGUUCAAUACCAUGCACGGCAUUUCCCUAUAUGGUUGCAUGUUUUGAGGUUGCCGGGACUGAAGCGCGAGCAGCGGUGAUUAGCAAGAUUCAUGAAGUCGUGACAUUCUCCCGGCAAUGGCAGCUUCAAGUGGCGCGCUCCUUGUCGUCGGUAUGGAAUGCGAGGGACCGCGGAGAUCAGAUCUACUGGUUCAAUCUAGGUGACUACAUACGCAUGAACACACAUGGUCUAGUCUAA
Penicillium robsamsonii is the source of this 1449-nucleotide messenger RNA. RefSeq names its product Zn(II)2Cys6 transcription factor. Gene Ontology annotation, biological process: regulation of DNA-templated transcription. The transcript has a single exon. Bases 1 to 1449 code for a protein of 482 amino acids. Lineage: Eukaryota; Fungi; Ascomycota; Eurotiomycetes; Eurotiales; Aspergillaceae. The record is from RefSeq and is a predicted model, not a curated record. Gene Ontology annotation, molecular function: zinc ion binding; DNA-binding transcription factor activity, RNA polymerase II-specific.